Molecule: messenger RNA, 1063 nt
Organism: Rhineura floridana
Lineage: Eukaryota; Metazoa; Chordata; Lepidosauria; Squamata; Rhineuridae
Gene: UFD1
Product: ubiquitin recognition factor in ER associated degradation 1
Exons: 12
Coding region: 88-1011 (307 amino acids)
Cellular component (GO): VCP-NPL4-UFD1 AAA ATPase complex
Molecular function (GO): polyubiquitin modification-dependent protein binding
Source: RefSeq, a predicted model, not a curated record
GUUUCCUUGCUGCGAUCACCCGUCGAGGGGGAGGCGAAUCAAAAGUGAAAAGAAGCAGCCGCAGCCGCCAUCAACACCCCCAUCAUCAUGUUUUCUUUCAAUAUGUUUGAUCAUCCGAUCCCCCGGGUGUUCCAGAACCGCUUCUCGACUCAGUACCGCUGUUUCUCGGUCUCCAUGCUUGCUGGGCCUAACGACCGGUCAGAUGUGGAGAAAGGCGGGAAGAUAAUUAUGCCACCCUCUGCUUUGGAUCAACUCAGCCGGCUUAAUAUUACUUAUCCUAUGUUGUUUAAACUGACCAAUAAAAAUUCAGACCGGAUGACCCACUGCGGCGUCCUUGAGUUUGUGGCUGACGAAGGUAUUUGUUACCUUCCGCACUGGAUGAUGCAGAAUCUGCUCCUGGAGGAAGGGGGCCUGGUGCAAGUGGAGAGUGUUAACCUGCAAGUGGCGACAUAUUCAAAGUUUCAGCCACAGAGUCCUGAUUUUCUUGACAUCACUAACCCCAAAGCAGUAUUGGAAAACGCUCUCAGAAACUUUGCCUGCCUGACCACUGGAGAUGUGAUUGCCAUCAACUACAAUGAGAAGAUCUAUGAGCUCCGCGUAAUGGAGACCAAACCUGACAAAGCUGUGUCCAUCAUAGAGUGUGAUAUGAAUGUGGAUUUUGAUGCACCUUUGGGGUACAAAGAACCAGAAAGACAGGCACAGCAUGAGGAGUCCACGGACACGGAAGCGGACCACAGUGGCUAUGUGAGUGACCUGGGAUUCCGCGCGUUUUCAGGAUCUGGAAAUAGGCUGGAUGGGAAAAAGAAAGGCGUUGAGCCAAAUCCUUCUCCAAUUAAGCCAGAAGACAUCAGAAGAGGGAUUCCUAAUUAUGACUUCAAAAUCGGCAAGAUCACGUUCAUCAGAAAUUCCCGGCCGCUGGUGAAGAAAGUAGAUGAAGAUGAAUCUGGCAGCCGGUUCAUUGCCUUUUCUGGAGAAGGCCAGUCGCUGCGUAAGAAAGGACGAAAACCCUGACUCCUGGAUCCUUUGGCCGAGAGACAAUAAAAUAACACUGAAGCAUUUCUGA